AUGGCUCCGCUUCUCUCAGCAUACCUGAUCGCCGCUGCCCUUGCAGCCUUACGGCCUGCCCAUGCUGCCAAAGACCCCAUCACCGACUUUUGCCGCCGCUGGGGACACCAAACCGCCGUGGUCGACAACAGGCUGUACAUCGAUGGCGGCCAGCUCACGUGGAAUCCCAUGUCACAGAAUCCGUUGAACUACACGAAUACCUGGUUCCUCUACAACGAUCUUGAGGAUGCCUCCUCUGGGAUGCCGCAGCUCCAUGAUGACCUUAACAAGACACAAAAUGUGCCAGACCUCAGCGGCGGUGUCUUGUGGUCCGACGAAGUGAACAAGGUCCUUUACCUCUACGGCGGCGAAUAUAAUGGCGCCACCCCUGAGGCCUUUACUCCCUGGGCUUAUGACAUCCUUCUGAAUCAAUGGAACCAGACCGACAUCAGCGCAGCAGCCGGGAUCCAAAGAGUAUCCUAUGGCGCAGGCGUGACAGUAAACGAAACCGGGGUCGGUUACUACCUGGGAGGUUGGCUCAACAACAACACCGUUCCUGGAUGGGGAGCUGAUCCGAUGCUCACGAGCAAUCUCAUUAUAUACGAUUUUGUUCAAGACUCCUGGACCAACAACACUGGCCCUGACAGCACCGGUCGAGGAGAAGGCACCAUGGUCUAUCUUCCAGCUUCUGACAAAGGCCUCCUGAUAUACUUCGGCGGCGUCAUUGAUCCUUUUGAUAAUGGCACCGUUUUAGGGGAUGAGAUGAGUAACAUUUACGUUUACGACAUUGCUUCCACAAAAUGGUACAAGCAGACGGCCACUGGAGAUGUUCCUGACAUGAGACGAAAAUUCUGUGGCGGUGCUUCCUGGGCGCAGGAUAAGUCGUCCUACAAUAUUUACAUUUAUGGCGGCCAAGGUAUCACAAACACGACGGGCUUUGACGACGUCUACAUCUUAUCGAUCCCUUCCUUCCAAUGGAUCAAGUGGUAUCCCACCGAGGCAGGAGUUGGAAACCCGCACGGCAUCUCAUCGUGUAACGUUGUCAACAGUGCGCAAAUGCUCAUCAUCGGCGGUUGGUUUGCGCAAAAUCAAGCAUGUGACUCGCCAAAUGUCUGGGGCACCCAUAACCUGAACCUGGGAAAGAAUGGCCCGGAAGAUGCCAUGUGGGAUUUGUUUUAUCCCAACAUCACCGAAUACCUGGUGCCACCAGAAAUCGUUGCCAAGAUCGGCGGAAGUUCGACUGGAGGCGCCACAAACAAAGCCCCUGAGAGCUGGGACAACCGAGAUCUACCAGUGUACUUCUCCAGAAUCCCAACCUACGCAGCUCGCACGGCUACGAGAGACGUUUCGGCGGCUACAAGUGGCGGUAACAGCACCUCGUCCCAUGAUAGCGGUGGUGGUUCGGAUGUGGGCGCCAUCGUUGGCGGUGUUGUCGGUGGCGUUGGUGGAUUGCUUGUGGUCCUGGGACUGGCGUGGUUCUGUCUCCGACGGAGAAAGAAGAGCAAGGAUACGGCGAAGGAGAAGCAACCACUGCAAGAGAAUCCAGUCGAGCUUGCGGCAGACGAUAGCCACAAUCUUGAGGGUGGAGUGGUUUCCGAGCUUUCAGCAUCGGACAGCCACAGAUAUCGUAAGGGCCCUGGAUCGCCGACCGACCACAACCUCUCCCCCGUCUAUACUCAACACAGCAUCUCACCUAAUACAGCUUCACCAACCUUUGGACAAUCCGGAUUCCCAGUCUCGCCGCAAACGUCGUACGCACCGGGCGGACCUCCUGGAGAUCCAGGAAGCUACAUGCAGCCGCCCGUGUCGCCCAGCGCUCCGCAAUACAUGUACCCAGCCGGGCCACCAGGCACUCUGCCGAACUACAUGUUCCAACCACCGCCACCCAACGCCCAGCCUUACGACCCCGCGCAGCAUUCACUGCACAACGAGCAUUUCCCGCCUCCGCCUUCACCCUCACCAAGAGCAGGGCAUGCCGCACUCGCAAUUCCGACGGGCCACCGCCCCGGGAUGACGGGAACUCCUAGUGACUACUCGCGAGAGUCGGAGCCUAGUUCGGCAUAUCCUACAACAACGUCAAACACUCCGGCGCACUUUUAUCCUCAACCGUUGCAUGUUGGUCGGAACGUCACACAGAGCACACAAGCAAGCGACACUCCGCUCGUGGGACGGAUCAGCGAAAGCAUCGGGUCGGUAUCGGGGUCUGGAUCGUCGGGAGGCGCAAGACAGCAGCCACCGGUACGAGGAAGGUUCAGGGAAGAAGCACAUGACUAG
Diplodia corticola is the source of this 2253-nucleotide messenger RNA. Its product is annotated as cell wall anchored protein. Gene Ontology annotation, molecular function: protein binding. NCBI's taxonomy places the organism in Eukaryota, Fungi, Ascomycota, Dothideomycetes, Botryosphaeriales, Botryosphaeriaceae. The record is from RefSeq and is a predicted model, not a curated record. The transcript has 6 exons. Bases 1 to 2253 code for a protein of 750 amino acids.